Colletotrichum aenigma is the source of this 555-nucleotide messenger RNA. RefSeq lists its product as uncharacterized. NCBI's taxonomy places the organism in Eukaryota, Fungi, Ascomycota, Sordariomycetes, Glomerellales, Glomerellaceae. The transcript is spliced from 2 exons. Gene Ontology annotation, cellular component: nucleolus; preribosome, large subunit precursor. The coding region runs from base 1 to 555 and encodes 184 amino acids. The record is from RefSeq and is a predicted model, not a curated record. Gene Ontology annotation, biological process: ribosomal large subunit export from nucleus.
AUGGCAAAGCCGGGCGUUUCCAAGAAGAGCAGACAACCCUCAAAGCACUCGAGAGCUGCGAGGCGCGCGACGGAUGUAGACAUCGACACCGACAAGUCUCUCAAGAAUGUCAAGCCCCCCUCAGAAGCGGUCGAUCGGCCGUCAGUCCUGGCCGCCAAACACAACUCGGGUGUUUCCAAGAGGACGAGCCACCGCAAGUCGCAGCUAAGCGCCAAGGCUAAGAAGAGGAACGAGAGGGCAAUGGACCGCGCCGAGGCUAUCAUGGACAGGACCGCCAACAAGGUUGAGAAGAGCAAGAAGUCGUCGCGUCUGAUCCAGGAGCGCAGCAAAGAUUGGGACAACGUCAACAAGCACAGUCUUAUCCAGAAGAAGUUUCCCGAUGAGGAGGAUCUGGACAAGGAGGAAAGGAAACAGAGGAAGCAGGUCGUCGCUGAGAAGGAAUGGGAGACAGACGAGGAGAUGGAUGGCGCUGAUGACGGAGAUGCGCCAGCCGUCGACGCUGUGCAGGCGCCACCGCCGCCGCAAAACGACGACUUCGACGAGGAGAUUCUCUAG